UAUUUAUUUAUUUUCUAUAAAAUUCCUGCACAUGUCAUAACAGCUGUUUGCUACAACUCCCUCUAUCGUUAAUUUAUAUACUUGAAAGAAAAAAGCAACAGUGCCAUCUGACAUUACUUUAUAAUUUUGACAGUACACACGUCAACAAAACACUGAUUUAUCUUUUUUGUGUGUGCAAAAUUCGUGUGACUGUGCGCUUGGUUUAGUAAAGAAAAAAAUUUAACAAAUAAAAUUAUGAAAUUUAGGAGAAAAAAUUUUUGAAAAGUGCACAGUGCUAACAAACCAAUAAAAUAAAUACUUGUUUAUUAUAACACUUCGCGCACAUUCUUUAAAAUUUUAAUGAAUUCAUAUUUAACUACUAAUGCACGUCAGCUUCAAUUGCAGUUGGAUUUGUGGAAAACAUCACUUGCUUACGUGCUUUUGAUAUACCUUUGAUAUUUGCAUUUAAAAAAAGUUACAACUUCUAUUACUAAUUUCAAAAAGUUACAACACAAAUUAAUUUCAAUUUAUAACAAAAGAUGGCAAGUCCAAGAACACGACGCGUAUUGCAGGAACUUAAACCACAAGAUGAUAAUUCAAAAUGCUUCGAAUGUGGUACACACAAUCCUCAAUGGGUAUCCGUUACUUAUGGCAUAUGGAUUUGUUUAGAGUGCUCUGGAAAACAUCGUGGCCUUGGUGUGCACAUUUCGUUUGUACGUUCGGUCACAAUGGACAAAUGGAAAGAUAUUGAAUUGGAAAAAAUGAGAGUGGGUGGAAAUCGUAAUGCACAUGAAUUCUUAGAGGAUCAACCCGAUUGGAAUGAACGUGCACCAUUUGCACAAAAAUACAAUUCAAAAGCUGCAGCUCUAUAUCGCGAUAAAAUCAAUACACUAGCACAAGGUAAAUCCUGGGAUUUAAGUGAAGCGCAAAGACGUAUUUCGAACAGUAACAAUUCCAACUACAGUAGCAGUAGUAGUAGUAAUUUGGGUGGCAGCAGAUCAACUUCAGCACAACAAUAUAAUAGCAACAGCAGCAGUAAUAAUGGUUAUCAGAAUGGAGUUGGCAACUACACCGACAACAAUUAUCAACAAUACAAUACACCAGAAUUUAAGGAUCAGAAAGAGGAAUUCUUUACACGUCGACAAGCAGAAAAUGCCACACGUCCAGAUCAUUUGCCGCCCAAUCAAGGUGGUAAAUAUGCAGGAUUUGGUUUCACAAGAGAUCCACCACCGAAAACCCAAUCACAAGAAAUUCUUGACUCCACACUAUCGUCACUGGCAUCUGGUUGGAGUCUCUUAUCAGCUAGUGCCUCCAAAAUUGCUGUCACUGCUAAAGAAAAAGCUGUCACCACAGUCAAUUUAGCUUCUUCCAAGGUAAGCACACUCGCUGCUGAUAUAUUUAGUUUAACUUUUAAUUAUUUAUUGUAUAUUAAAAAUUGUAUGUAUAUUUAUUGUUUUGCGCUGUAAAAAAGUAGUUUUUCU
Messenger RNA from Teleopsis dalmanni, 1460 nucleotides. RefSeq names its product ADP-ribosylation factor GTPase-activating protein 1-like. Gene Ontology annotation, biological process: regulation of ARF protein signal transduction; regulation of endocytosis. Bases 519 to 1445 code for a protein of 308 amino acids. Gene Ontology annotation, cellular component: Golgi membrane. The transcript is spliced from 4 exons. Lineage: Eukaryota; Metazoa; Arthropoda; Insecta; Diptera; Diopsidae. Gene Ontology annotation, molecular function: GTPase activator activity. The record is from RefSeq and is a predicted model, not a curated record.